AUGAAAUCUCUUUUUUUAAUCAGUUUUGUUUGGUGUAAAACUUCAUUAAUACAAGGUAUUAUACAUCAUAUGAACAAUAUUAUUAUAGAGAAUACAUUGGUUGCUUUGACUAUACUUGUAUUUUCUUUAUUCAUUUUAACAAGAGGUCUUAGAUUUAAAUUUGUUUCAGUUUCCGCUUUACUAGCCCUUUUAAUUUCAUUUUCCCAUACGGCAAUUCUUGCCCAUAUCCAGAAUAGUACAAUACGCUCGUACAUUUUAUUUGCUUUGAAUCAUAAAGUCCUGUUUGUCCUUUGUUCCUUUGCUGGUGCUUAUUUACUUUUGGGUGUUUUUGAUUUUUUGAUAUAUUUACUGUUUUUAUAUCUAAUAUUCUGGUUACAUGACUCUAUCAAUGCGGGAGAUUUUAGUAUUUACUUGAGUGUUUUUUUUAUAUUUGCAGGAUUUGCUGUACAUUUCCUUGUUAAAAGUGUAAAAAAUGUUGUUUUGGCGAGUUUCUUUUCUAUUAUCGGUUCAUUUAUGCUGUUAUUUAGUUUUGAAUAUUUUAUGAAGAAAAAAUAUGGAUUUUUGGAUAUUUAUAUUAAUUACUUAAAUGGUAUUUGGAAUACUAAAACAUUUAAGUGUCUUAUUAUUCAAGGAUCUAUAUGUAUUAUGAGUUCUAUCUUUCAGAUUAUUACUAAGACAAAAUAA
This is a messenger RNA of Vairimorpha ceranae, 684 nucleotides long. RefSeq lists its product as hypothetical. Bases 1 to 684 code for a protein of 227 amino acids. Lineage: Eukaryota; Fungi; Microsporidia; Nosematidae. The transcript has a single exon. The record is from RefSeq and is a predicted model, not a curated record.